AGCUGAGCAGUUCUGUUGUUGCAAUCGCUGUUGCUUUCCUUUGUUUCGUACUCGUUCUUUUUCUUUUUGAAGUUAGCGACCUGCGCUUUUAGUGCUCCCCCACAUCCUCCUCCUCACGUUGACAUGGCGGACCAGUCGCGGGACUCCUCCCCGGACCCGGCGGAUGAUCGGCCGCCGGUGAACUUCGACUCGGUGCUGCGCUACCCGUUCCGCGAGAUGCGCACGGAGUGGUUCGACGACUACAUGGACAACAUCUCCUCCUCCAAGCGCAUCCCAGUGGCGACGCGGCUCAUGGACUGUCUGAUGGCACACACAGUGCUGCACGAGGACCCCUUUCUGGAGAAGGUUGUGACGGUGAUCUACAACCGUGUCGCGAACAACGAGGCCUUCCGCAACAUGACCGGUGUAUUUGGCGAGGCGCACGAGGUGUUCCGCAUCGUCUGCAUGACGGCGAAGUUCACCGUGUCCAGCGCCAGCGAGAAGAACGUCCUGCUGAACCUGCUGGAGCAGCACUGCACGCGCUUUCAGAUCGCGGCGCAGAAGGUCAAGUCUGACAACUCCGAGGCCCUCGUCGCGGCGGCGGAGCGCGUGACGGAGAGUGUGUUUUUCCUGCGCAAGAACAUGGCGUCGACCGACGCCUUUCGGCGGCUGAUGGACGCCAUCAAGUCCCUCUUCUUCAUCGUCAACACACGCAACGGUGUCUCGCCCGGCUCGUCGGACGGCAAGUCCGUCUUCAACACCUUCGUGUGCUGCGACGGCUGCCCUUGCUACGCGAAGCUGCGCACCGGGCCGACGGUCUUUCUGCGCGAUAUGGAGAAGAUCAAGAUUCUCGACUGUGUCAUGAUGGCUGCGACCAACGCAAAGGACGCUUUGAUGCUGGAGAUGGCGACGCGUUUUUUGCACAACUUCUGCAAGGACUUCAUGGAGAACCCGCACCUGGACGACAUCGGCAACCUCAUCCACAACGGCCGCCUCUUCUACUGCCGCACGGCGCUGUUUGACGCCCUCAACACCAUCACAUCCCCGCAGCCCGGCUUCGCAGACGUGCAGACCGCGAAAACAGUCAACUUGGACCGCAUCGUCCUGGCGCUGCUGUGGGUGAAGAACGAGGUGAAGGACAUCCGCAUCCUGUGCAAGCUCGUGCCGACGCUGAACGAGGCGCUCGCCUCCGCUGAAGUCGCGUACACCCGCCUGGACUCCGACGACGUGCUGCAGAUUCUGCACACGCUGAAGGAGUACAUCCUCGCCAUUUUUGCCGCGUUGAGCUUCCCAGAGUACCACCUUGCAGUCCACAGCCGCGACGUCUUCAUCGGAAAGCAGGCGGAUAUGAAGUGCGCCAAUCCGGCGUGCCCGGGAAGCACGAAAGAUCUCCUCAAGUGCAGCGGCUGCGACGUCACCUUCUACUGCUCGUCGGAAUGCCAGAAGGCGGAUUGGGACAAGCACAAAAACUUCUGCCACGAGAUCGAAUCCCGUCGCACCCAGCCAACGAGCGCAGCCUUUUGCUACAGCUCGCCGCAAGUAAUCAAGCCUGUGUCCUAA
This is a messenger RNA of Leptomonas pyrrhocoris, 1539 nucleotides long. RefSeq lists its product as hypothetical. The record is from RefSeq and is a predicted model, not a curated record. The transcript has a single exon. The coding region runs from base 124 to 1539 and encodes 471 amino acids. Lineage: Eukaryota; Euglenozoa; Kinetoplastea; Trypanosomatida; Trypanosomatidae.